Messenger RNA from Malus domestica (apple), 1206 nucleotides. RefSeq names its product F-box protein At3g07870-like. NCBI's taxonomy places the organism in Eukaryota, Viridiplantae, Streptophyta, Magnoliopsida, Rosales, Rosaceae. Gene Ontology annotation, molecular function: protein binding. The record is from RefSeq and is a predicted model, not a curated record.
AUGGAUGCACACACAAAGAAAACCGAACCAACCAACACUGACAUAGAAGAGGAUGAUAAGAAACCCUACAUUCUGCAAUUGCCAGACCACAUAACAGUGCAGAUAUUCUGCAAAGUCCCAAUUAAAACCCUCAUCCAAUGCCAGUGUGUGUGCAAGUCUUGGCGCCAUUCGCUCUCAGACCCCCAGUUUACCAAACACCUAUUUUCACAAACACCCCCUUCAUUUUUGUUCCAUGGCUUAAGAGGCGGCCCCAUAAACCCCAAAUCGGAGGGAUACUUAUUGUUCGACCUUGAUAAGGUCUCAAACCCAAAUGACUUUGUACUGAAGCUUGCUAGAGAUCCAAAUGUCCACGCUCUUCGUGUGGGCAUUUUGGGUUCUUGCAAUGGUUUGCUCUGCAUAUAUGAAUUGAACCAACGCCAUUUUUACAUUUCCAAUCCCAUUACUAGCGAGUCUUUAGCGCUUCCAGUGAUAUCCUUGUCUCCCCAUACUAUCGCCUAUUGUCAGCGUCGGAGAAUUGAUAAUCCGUAUUAUUGUGGGUUUGGGUUUAGUCCCAUCAGUAAUGUCUACAAAGUUGUUGUGUUUAUGUCUCCGAGUGAUAAAUCUAGUGAAGAUGAAGUAUUGGUUUUGACUGUUGGCUCCAGGAUUUGGAGAAGCAUUGGGGAUGUGUCUGUGUUCCCUUCCUCUCGGUUUCAACCAUAUGGGGUUUAUCUUAAUGGAUUCCUUCAUUGGGUUGGUCAGUAUGGGGAUAGUUCGACUUUCAUAUGGGCCUUUGACGUUGAAAGGGAGCAUUUCCAGCAGUUACCACUUCCUCCCUGUUAUUUGGACUUAGACCAGCUGCCGAGCUGUUUGGAUUUGCUAGAAACUCAAUUUACCCUUGGAGUCUUGAAUGGUUGCCUCUCUGUAACUGUUCGCUCUUGCUCGACUCGUAAUAUCAAUGUCUGGAUGAUGAAGGAUUAUGGCAUUAACGAGUCUUGGACCAAAGAGCUUGAAAUUAGCAACGAAGCACUUGAUUCUCCAACUUUUGCCCGAGUGUUGAAGUUUACAGAGGAGGGGAAAGUCUUGUUGUUAAAUGGGUCUCACUUGCAGGCUUACACUCCUGGAACAAGGGGUGUUGUGAUGGUUGAGGUUGAUGGGAUGCUAUCAUUGAUCGAUGAGUGUGUUCAUAUUCCAAGCUUUCUGCAGCUUAGAGAUAUCAUCGCAGGCUAG